Drosophila bipectinata is the source of this 2627-nucleotide messenger RNA. The record is from RefSeq and is a predicted model, not a curated record. NCBI's taxonomy places the organism in Eukaryota, Metazoa, Arthropoda, Insecta, Diptera, Drosophilidae.
CCGGGUACGGACUUGAAAAGCGCAAUCGGCAUCCAAGAACCAGAAGCGGACUCCCGAUACCGUCGAUACCGUCGUGUUUGUGUUUUUUUUUUUGGUUGCAGUUUAAUGUUUUAAUUGUCGCGCCACGGAUGUGAACCGGAGCCCCAAAAUGACGGAUAAAGACAACGAAAUACAGCCAGCGGCUGAGCCCGUGACGGAGUUCACUCCUACGGCAGCUGUAAUCCCGGACUCCCAGCCCGGACCCAGUGAUGACCCAACUCCAGUGCCGGUUGACCCGGAGCCCCAGGCUCCAGUGGCCCUGUCUUCUGAGGAGCCGGCCAAUGGCAAGGCGGACAGGAAGCUCCCUGAGGUCAACGGCAAGGAGCCGAAGCCCGAUCCCGAUGCGAAUGGAAAGGAACUGGUGCAGCCGAGUGACUUUAAGAACGUGUCCGAGGCGGAGGGUCAGCAGAAGAAACUGCCGUACCCGAAGUCCGUGUUCUUCAUCAUCAGCAACGAGUUCUGCGAGCGCUUCAACUACUACGGAAUGAGAACUGUUUUGGUCCUGUACCUGAGCCGCGCCCUGCACUACUCCGACGACGCCGCCACCGUCACCUUCCACGUCUUUACCAUGUUUGUGUACUUCCUGUGCGUCUUCGGCGCCAUCAUAUCCGACUCCUGGCUGGGCAAGUUCAAGACGAUUCUGUACCUAUCGCUGGUCUACAUCUGCGGCUCGGUGCUGCUGACCCUCGGCGCCAUCGGACCCCUCAACCUGCCCAUGGAGACGUUCACCAUGCUGGGCCUGGCCCUGAUAGCCCUCGGCUCCGGCGGCAUAAAGCCCUGUGUCGCCGCCUUCGGCGGGGAUCAGUUCAAGGUGCCGGAGCAGGUCAAGCAGAUCACCUCGUUCUUCUCGCUCUUCUACUUCGCCAUCAACUCCGGGUCGCUGAUCUCCACCACGGUGACGCCCAUUCUGCGCGAGGACGUGUCCUGCUUCGAUGACAUCAACUGCUAUCCCCUGGCCUUCGGCGUCCCCGCCGUACUGAUGGUCGUAUCCGUGGUGAUCUUCGUGCUGGGCCGCUCCCUGUACAAGAUCAAGCCGCCGGCCGGCAACAUGGUCGUCCUGGUGAGCAGCGCCAUCUGGACCGCCCUGACCACCAAGUGCAAGGAGAAGAAGACCAAUCCGCGCCCCCACUGGCUGGACUACGCGGACGUCAAGUACGACCGCCAGCUGAUCGAUGACGUCAAGGUGCUGAUGCGAGUCCUCUUCCUGUACCUGCCCCUGCCCGUCUUCUGGGCACUGUUCGACCAGCAGGGCUCCCGCUGGACCUUCCAGGCCACCCGGAUGGACGGCGACAUGGGCUCCUGGAACAUCAAGCCCGACCAGCUGCAAGUGCUCAACCCUCUGCUCAUCCUGCUCUUCAUCCCGCUGUACGACGUGGCCUUCUAUCCCGCCCUUCGCCUGGUCGGCAUCCGGCGGCCACUGCAGAAGCUCACCAUGGGCGGCAUCUUGGCCGGCAUCGCCUUCAUAAUCUCCGGCGUGGUUGAGCUGAACCUGGAGAAAACCUAUCCCGACCUGCCCACCAGCCAGUAUGUCCAGCUGCGCGUCUUCAACACCCAGCCCUGCGACUACACCUUCACCUCCAAUCUGGAGGGGGCGCAGAGCUUCGUGGUGAACGCAACGGACGUCCACACCAUCAAGGACCUCUACGUGGGCAACUCCUUCAACCUCGACUAUGCGCUGACGACCACAAAUCCUGACUGCACUUCCUACAACGCCCAGCCCGUCAAGGAGCUGACCCAGAAGACCGCCUGGUCGCUCUUCCUCAACCCGCAGAACGCUACCGCCGAUCCCUUCUGGGAGGCCGACUUUGUGGACAAGCCCAGCGAAAGCUAUCCACUGAUCCGGGUGCUGGCCAACAUUCCGCCCACCGAGAGGGUCGUGUGGCUCAGCAACAAGGGCGAGGAGGCCUACAACAAGCUGGCCAACGAGACGCUGCUCACCCGGAUGAACUCCGGCGACUACACCAUCAUUGUGAACGAAAUUGUGGUCACCACCCUGCACGUCCACACCGGCGGAGUGUACACGCUGAUGCUGUGGAAGGAAGCCAGCGGUAGAUACGCCUUCAAGCUGCUGGAGAUCACCGAGCGCAACUCGAUGAGCAUCCUGUGGCUGAUCCCCCAGUACGUGGUGAUGACCCUCGGCGAGGUGAUGUUCUCGGUGACCGGACUGGAGUUCUCCUACGCCCAGGCACCGCCCAGCAUGAAGAGUGUCCUGCAGGCUUGCUGGCUCCUGACGGUGGCCUUCGGCAACGUUAUCGUGGUCAUCAUCGCGGAGGCGGCCCUCUUCGACUCCCAGGCGGACGAGUUCUUCCUCUUCGCCGGCCUCAUGUUCGUCGACAUGCUGAUCUUCAUGUUCAUGGCGUACCGCUACCAGCCCAACAAUCCCAUCAAGGACGAGGACGAGACGUUGCCGCUGACGGGAUCGACCGAGCCGUCCGCGACGCCCGCCCCCCUCGACAGCGGCAUCGAGAACAAGGGCAAGGACAUCGGCAAGGACGAGUAGACCGAGUAGCGCCCCGCGCUGUGUAUUAUAUGUAUUUGUAUUUGUAUUUCUACCGUAGACGUGUGUGUGUGCGUAGUCCUAGUGGUCC